UCUGAAUCCAUAAUCAAAUCGAAUGAUGCGUCAUCGGGGUACGCGAGAGUGUUGCGGAAAAAAUUCCGCGUCCUCAUAAAAGCAAACCAACAUCAUGUCACGGGGCGCCAAAGAUUCUUGUUACCUCAAUCACCUUUCCAUUAUUCUGGGAUCAGUGCAGAAUGAGCGGUGUCCGUACUUCAAAUCCAAAUCCAUCUACUAUGAACCCAGUAAAACACCAUCGACGUGUCGUGGACAAAUGCACCCCACGGGACAAGUACGCCAGGACGCACAUCCAUCUCAAGAAUUCAUUCCUUUCGAGCACUGAUGAUCUCAGCGUAAAGACUCCAAGUCCACCUUGGGUCCACGCGUAUAACUCACGCCAACGAUCGCAAUCUUCCGCAGAUACUCAAGGCUGGAAGCAUCUGCCGACUCCCAUCCGACCAACCUUCCGCCCGCGUGAUUACGCAUCACCGCGCACUGCGGAUGAUGUCUCCGCUGAGACCCCCACGAACACUUACAAAGUCCUACACCGCUCGUUGCAUAACCUUGAUUUUGAUCCAACCUGCCUUGAUCGCCUCGAUGAACAGCUUCUCCUUUCACCUACUGAGUCAUUCGUCGACGUUUGUUACUCCGAAGCUGUUCACGACAACAAUAUUCCUGUUCCUAUGCUCGAGCCCAUCCAACCUCGUGUGCGUAAAGGCACGAGGCUAUAUGAUCGUACAGCUGCCACUGAUGAAGACCCUUUCCACGAUUGGGAUGAAAAUUACUCUGUCAAAUUUAAAAAGCCUCGCAGGAAACCAUUGCCCUCACCUCCGCUUCCACAACUUCCCGAAGCAUCACUUCCCAGAACGAGUCACCAGGACUCGAUGCUCGCUCUUCUGGAGUCACAUAUUCUGUAUCACAAUCCCAACGAAUCUGUUCACUUUUUCCCAGUUUCUACGCGCUGCAGCGGAGAAUUGCCCAAAUCCUCUCUCGAAGCUUCUCCCUCUCUCACCUCCACAGGGUCGAAUGGUAGAUUCAGACGCAUUUCUGAUGCAUUGACCGGCCGUUCUCGAAGACCCACUGCUUGAAACCCCGCCAGCUUCACUGAAUGAAAAGCCAUCAUUUCAGCUUUUUUCAUCACUCGACAAAAGCGGCAAGCCGUACCACCUCCAUCCCCUAUUGUUAUACCUUAGCCUAAUCGCAUGCGGCAGGAACUGCAUUUCCGACCUGGAUACCCUCUGACGUUAUUCUAACUUCUGGUUCAUUCGUUUGUUCUACUAUAGGAGUAUAUUUUGGAUUUCUUUAGCAUCUCAUGACAACCGACUGUUCAAAUUUGUUUCACAGUCGCCUCUUCUUAUCUCCGUCGCUAGAUACGAUGAUCAGUGACGUACCGUUCAGCAUCGAUAACGCCUUGAAUGAAAUAAUGAUUUUUGCUUGGAACUUAAA
Molecule: messenger RNA, 1410 nt
Organism: Suillus bovinus
Lineage: Eukaryota; Fungi; Basidiomycota; Agaricomycetes; Boletales; Suillaceae
Exons: 3
Coding region: 162-1052 (296 amino acids)
Source: RefSeq, a predicted model, not a curated record